AUGGCCAUCAAGGCUGUUAAUGAAAAUAGGAUGGGUUGGCUCUUAGCAUCCAAACAUUUUAAUGUGCCUCAAGCAACUCUUCGUCGUUAUUUCUAUAGUGUUCCAGUAAAUCUUGGUCGUUUUAAACCAACUUUUAAUGCAGAUAUGGAAAAAGCAUUAGUGGAUCACAUGCUCGAGUUCGAAAGUCGAUUAUUCGGAUUUAAUACAACCGAAAUAAGAAAAUUAGCUUUUGAAUUUGCUGAAAGAUUAGGGUUGGAUCACAGAUUUGAUAAGACUGAAAAAAUAGCUGGCUGGGAUUGGUUAAAGGGUUUCAGAGAACGUAAUCCUCAAAUCUCACUCAGAGCUCCAGAGCCGACGUCUGCAGCGAGGGCAAAGGCCUUCAAUAAACCUCAGACCCAGCAAAAUCAGGAUGAAUUAAAUUACUCAAAACCAACUGACGCAGAAGAACAAUUACUGGCAUAUGUAGAAACUGGUAACUCCCAGGACCAUAUAAAUUUUGACACUGAUGCUACUUUAAGAGAAGUAGAAACUCGUCACUGGUCUCCUACAAUUUUGUCACCAAAUGUUGUUACGCAUUUGCUUCUACGUGACACCGCUGCUUCGAACAAAGACGCUAUUCCUCAAGAAGCUAAAAAUAUUCCACUAUCUCUUAAACAGUUGUCAGAAAAUGUUGUUAUGAAUUUAUUACAAGAUCAAGAUGUUAAUUUUUUGCCUCUCCAGCCAAUGCUGCUAGAUUUUGAUCCUAAGAAUGCCAAAGAAGAGAUAGAACAGAUGAAUGUCAUUGCUCCAAAGAAUAGCUAUCAAGAGCAGAUAGACGACGAUGUAGCUGUUCCAGAAACUCUAUGUGAAAAUGAUAUAGCAUCAUCCUUGGAUACCAAUCAAAUAGCUGAACAUUUACUUUUGCAACCAGAAUUAAUUUCAAUAAGUAAUGAUUUUGCUAAAAAUUCUAUACUGAAAGAAAUUUCACUACUACCAAAAGCUACUUCUACGGGAAAGUUAAGAGUAAACAGAAAAGUCGGUGGAUCGCAAGUUUUCACGUCCAGUCCUUUUAUGAAUGAAAUAAAAGCAGCAGCACAACAGAAAAAAGAAAACGAAAAUCGUGCAUCCCUUAAAAAACAAAAGCAAACCAAGCGUAACAUUUUUAAUGAUAGUGUAGAGUCUAAACCUGCAGUUAAAAAUCUAAAGUCAAUAGAGGUGCAAAGAAUACGAAGCCUAUCAUUUUGGACGAUGACAAGAAUCUCGAGAAAAGAAUGA
Messenger RNA from Parnassius apollo (apollo), 1254 nucleotides. The record is from the annotation of a GenBank genome assembly. Lineage: Eukaryota; Metazoa; Arthropoda; Insecta; Lepidoptera; Papilionidae.